UGUAAUCUUAGAUUGAUGUAAACAAACAAACAGUGAAAAUUGUUAAAUUUAUUUAAUUUUAGCAAUAAUUAACAAUGGAAAAUUGUUUAUUAUGUCUUACAAAUCCUAAAGAAUCCAAUCAAUAUAUUCCUGUGCAGUCAUCACAGUGGAUAGAGUGGAAAGUACUACACAUAAUUGAAAAACAUUUUUGGCCAAUGGUCAAUUCGGAAUCUAUAUAUGGAAUUUGUCAAAGCUGCUGGUCACAUUUAUAUGAGUUUCAUCUAUUUUAUUGCAUGGUCGAAAAAGCUCAUCUAAAAAAUGUUCUGAUUAAUAAACAGCAAACAUUUUAUAAUUCUGGGAAAGAAACUAAUGCCGUCGAUAUAGAUUUGGAAACUUUACGUUCAAAUACUCCACAUAUUUUUAAAGAGGAGUCAAUAUCAAAUGAGCCAUUGAUUUUUAUCAACGAUGAAAUUAUAACCGAUAGUAAAAUUGAAGAAAAUUUUAAAAAAGAAUUAAUCCAUUAUAAUGUAGAACUGAUGGGGACUAUCAAGGAAACAGUGUCGAAAAAGAAAAGAGGACGUCCAAGAAAAACACAUGUUUUAAAUAAACCCAAGGGUAAGAUAGGACGUCCACGUAAAAUAUUUAAGGAAAUAAGCAGUCUUUCCUCAACUAGUGUCUCAAAUGACAUUUAUGCUAUUGAUCAGUUAACAGGAACUAAUAAGAAACCCAAGGGAAAGGUGGGACGCCCACGAAAAUAUUUUAAGGAUAUAAAUGAUUUCCCCUCCACUAGCCGGUCUUUAAUACAAAAUGGAAAAAGUGCAAAUAAAAUUUACGCAAUAGGUUCCAUAGCUAGCAUUAAUAAGAAACCCAAGGGUAAAGUUGGACGCCCACGAAAAUAUUUUAAAGAUAUGAUGGAUUUCCCCUCAACGAAUAAAUCUUCAAUACAAACCAGUAUGAAUGUGAAGAAAAUGUAUGCAAUGUGCCCGCCAGAAAACUUUAACUGCCAAUAUAUAAAACCUAAAAAAAGAGGACGUCCUUUAAAAAAUAAGUGCAUUCAACAGCAUAAAGUUCAAGAAAAUAAAUUUAUUAAUAACAACUUUUCAGGGAAAAGAGAAGAUUUAGCUAUGGAAGAAACAUUGAUACCUGAGGCUGCAUUGAAUACAGACUGUUCUGAAGUAUUAUUAAAUUACGCACCUUUAUACGACAAUGAUUUACAAAAAAGCGAAGAAUUAGAUUUUAAAAAUAUCUUAAAAAACAAGAGAAUAUUCACCUUUGAUUUUAUAAACAAAAGUGUAUAUUUUUAUUAUUUAAAGAAAAUGGAAGCUUGUUUAUUAUGUUUGGAUAUUGAAAACAAUUUGGACGAAAUUAUUAGAGUGAAUUCAAAAGAAUGGGAAACAAAUAAUGUAAAAUAUUUAAUAGAGAAGCAUCUGUGGUCCUUGGAUACUCUAAAAAUGUCCAGUUGGUUGUGCCAUAAUUGCUGGCAAGAGUUAGAUGAUUUUCACAAAUUUUAUACACGAAUAGAGAAAGUCCAUUCAGAAUUGGCUAAAGUAAAAGACAUCGAAGAUGUAAAAGAUUUAAUAGAAAAAAGUGAUGAACCAUUUUUAAAUAUGUGUAAAGCAGAAUUAAUGGAGAAUUCAGUUCAAACUGAGAUUUUAAUAGACCAACCUAUAUCCACAGAAUAUGUUACUGAAAGUGAAAAUCCUUUAAUAAAAGUUGAACAGGAUGAUGAAGAAAUGACUUUAGAAGAUAUGCCUCUUAAGCAAAGACGUAGAAGAGGACGACCACCUAAAACUAAUAUAAAGAGUAACUCAAUACAAAGUAAUAAUGAUCCACUAAAGAAAAUAGAAAGAAAUAAACUAAUAACAAAAAAUCAGAAGCGUAAAGACAUUUCAAAAACGUUAAGCAAUGAUCAGCUUGAGAGCAAUGAUAAGGCACCAGUAAAAAACGAAGAAGAUGAGCCUUUAGACAACACAAAAGAAGCUAAUAUUUCAUCAGAUGCUAUUGAUGACUCUGAUACGGAAUAUGAUGAACAUGAGGAUAAACAACAGAUGGAAAUUUGUCGAAAAAAACGUAAAAAUCCCGAUGAAAAGACACGUAAAGAACAUGAUAAACUUAUAGCCGAAUAUUUUAAGAUUUACUGUAGUCUUUGUCAAAUACCCAUUGAAAAUUUUAUUGCUUUGCGUAAACACUUUCGCGAGGAGCAUAAUAAACGCGGCUUUGUUAUAUGUUGCAAGAAAAAAAUAUUCACUCGUCCCAUACUUGUCGAUCAUAUACACUUUCAUUUGGAUCCCAACUAUUUUAAGUGUAAACAAUGUGACAAAAUCUACUCGGAUCGUUGUACUUUAGAGAGUCAUAUGAAAAUACACGAAGAUGGUCAACAAGAUCGCAAUCAUACUUGUGAUAUCUGUGGCAAAUCCUUUGUGGGUAUUACACAAUUGGAAAAUCAUAAACAAACUCAUGCACCGGAUUAUGAGAAAAAGUUUUCGUGCAAUGAAUGCGGUAAAUUUUUUACUACUUUAUACAGUCUAAAUUAUCACAUUCAAGCUAUACAUCACAAUAAAUAUGUAAAAAUUUGCGAUAUUUGUGGCAAAACCAUGCGCUGUCGCAACUCCUUUAAACUGCACAUGGAAAAACAUGACAACAAAUUAGCAACACCCAUUAAUUGUGAUAUUUGUGGUCUACGUUUAAUCGAUAGACGCGGCUUAAGGCGACACAAAAAUUCGCAGCAUCCAGUGGGUGGUAAAAAAGAGUACUCCUGUCAUAUAUGCUCGAAAAUAUCACCAAAUCUACGAGCUUUACGUACACAUGUACGUUUUGCCCAUGAAACUGGUUACAUACACAAAUGUACAAUGUGUGAUAAGGCCUUUAAGAGACCAGAAGCACUAAAGGAACAUAUGGCUACACAUACGGGCACUCCUUUGUAUACUUGUCCCUGGUGUCCAAAGACAUUUAUAUCGAAUGGCAAUAUGCAUAAUCAUCGUAAAAAGUCUCAUCCUAAAGAAUGGGAAGAAGCUCAACGUCAAAAAUAUGGUGGAAUAUUUCCAUCGAAUCAUAAACCACCAGCUAUUAGUAUAAAUACUAAUUAAACAAUGUAAUUUUUACAAAAUAUAGUUUGUUUUUAAUCCAAA
Messenger RNA from Lucilia cuprina (Australian sheep blowfly), 3107 nucleotides. Its product is annotated as transcription factor grauzone-like. Gene Ontology annotation, biological process: regulation of transcription by RNA polymerase II. The record is from RefSeq and is a predicted model, not a curated record. Gene Ontology annotation, cellular component: nucleus. Gene Ontology annotation, molecular function: RNA polymerase II cis-regulatory region sequence-specific DNA binding; zinc ion binding; DNA-binding transcription factor activity. The transcript has 7 exons. Lineage: Eukaryota; Metazoa; Arthropoda; Insecta; Diptera; Calliphoridae. Bases 75 to 3065 code for a protein of 996 amino acids.